AUGGUGCUUGGCUAUAGCUAUUUGGUAAAUAUAGUGGUGUGUCACAUACACAUAGGAUGGUUAACUCGCGUUUUGCUGCACAGUUGCGCUAAUCAUCGCGUGUACCGUUUCAGCAGUAAGUCAGCAGUGUCGGGCACAUCGUCGUCGGAGGACGACUCCACCACGAUGGACGAUAGCAACACCACGUUCGCGGGACCGUCCGCCCGUUCCUCCUAUCCGACAGCCAGCACACCCGCCCAGGACUCGACGGCGAACAGCUCGGGCAGCAUCGUCGAGGAGAACGCGGUGCUGCUGGAGGAAAACCGUAAGCUCACCCGCAGCCUGCUCGAGCUGCAAGUGGAAACGGAGCGGCUGAAGCAGCAGCAGAACCUCCUGUCCGGGCUGGGCCGGCGCCGGGACAGUCUGAGCAGGCUGAGCUCGACCAGCCAGCCGCUCGGCAGCAUGAGACAGAACAGUCCCGCCCCAUCGUACCGGUCGACGGGAAACUACACCUCCGGCAUCGUCGCAGACGUGGUGCGGGAGAUACGCGACAUCUGCCGGGUGCGGGAGGACGCCACGUUCGAGCGGUUGCGCAACCUGCAGGAAAACCACAUGUGGUCGAUCAACGACACGCUGCAACGCCUCGCCAAGGACGUCGACACGAUGCAGAAGUCGGUCAGUGCGGCCCGGCACGACCUGGAGAAGCUGACCAGUCGGGUGCUGCAGCUGGAGAGUAUCGUGCUGCCGCAGGCGGCCGUCUGUCUGGCGGCCGGCGCCCAGCACAACCACCCGCUGCCACUCGCGCUGAUGCCCCUGUUCGGGGGCAACGUGCAGCAGGCCCUGCUGCUGCAGCAGCUCCAGCAGCAGACAAAUGCGAACCAGCAGCAGCAGCAACAGCAACAUUCCCCCCAGACGGUACCCGUCAGCUCCGGCCAGCAGUUUCACGCGUUUGGCAUGAGCGAACGGGGGCCGGCGGGCAGUGCCGGUGGCGCGUCGAUCGGCAGCCAGAGCGUAAGCAGCAACGGCGUGGGCAAGCCGGGCAACGGGGGGCUGCCCUCGAUGCUGCGGCUCAACUACGGUCGGAUCGCCACCACCGAGGACCUGUUCGGUGGCGACUCGGUUACGGUCGAGCUGGGCAAUGGCAACAACACGAGCGGCGUCGGUGGCGGCAGCAGCAGCAACAGCACAGUCGCCUCCGUCCACGAGUCUUCCUCGCGCGUGCUGCUGCUGGAGAAGGGCGAGGUGGAGCUGCGACGGGACCUGCAGGACGCAAUUGCGGCCAAGAACGAACAGUCGAAAAAGAUUGCUUACCUGCAGAAGGUAGUGAUGGCGCUGCAGAAAAAGGUCGACCUGCAGGGGACGGACACGCCGAGUCUGGGCGGCAACGGUAGCAGCAGCAGCGGUAACGCCACCAGCAACAACGGCAGCAGCAGCGGCGGCGGCAUUGGCGUGAUCGGCCCGGUCACCGACUUGUAGAUACUGUGCCAUACAUUUACAUCCUCCUCCCCCCCUUUCCCGUGCAUAUUUAUAACCUCAUAGAUCCUCAGCGUCCUAGGGCCAAACAGGUUGUGGGUUUACGACCCGCCAGCAGCUGAAACAGAGGCCCUGAAAGCAACACGAAGGUUCACAUUAAAUACUGGCCCGGCAAACAGGACGCCACAGAGCGAAACUUCUCACGCAGUACCAGUCAGGUUAGGUUUGCAUGACCCCCGCAAGGGCCCCAUGGAGGAGGAGGAGUGAGCGAACCACCAAUUUCCAAUCUCUGUCGGGAGGAGAGCAGUAGGCCUGUGCGCCUCAAACUGCAACACGAGAACAGAAUCAGAAUAUUCCACGAAUUAAUAAGUUAACACUCUUACGGGUAAACAAGAGACACGAGCAAAAGAAAAAACAACAAUUCGCGGGUGCCGCACGGCGGGUACUUAAGCGCGGAACCGAAUCAGACAACUAUUUAAGAGGAAAGGCGCACUGUUUUAGAUAGAAUUUACAAUGCAAACCGGCAACGAUGUUUAUACCAUUUGCGCAAUUUUCGCUUUUGUGCGCCGGGUUUGUUUACAAACCGCGAGCCCUCACUCG
Anopheles arabiensis is the source of this 2052-nucleotide messenger RNA. RefSeq lists its product as uncharacterized. The transcript is spliced from 4 exons. NCBI's taxonomy places the organism in Eukaryota, Metazoa, Arthropoda, Insecta, Diptera, Culicidae. Bases 1 to 1455 code for a protein of 484 amino acids. The record is from RefSeq and is a predicted model, not a curated record.